Molecule: messenger RNA, 954 nt
Organism: Rhincodon typus (whale shark)
Lineage: Eukaryota; Metazoa; Chordata; Chondrichthyes; Orectolobiformes; Rhincodontidae
Product: complement factor I-like
Exons: 4
Coding region: 114-704 (196 amino acids)
Biological process (GO): proteolysis
Molecular function (GO): serine-type endopeptidase activity
Source: RefSeq, a predicted model, not a curated record
GUCAAUUUCCUUGGCAAAUAGCAGUUUAUGAUGGCACAAAGUUGAACUGUGGUGGAGUCUUCAUUGGUGGUUGCUGGAUUUUGACAGCUGCACAUUGUUUAAGGCUUUACCACAUGUCUGACUAUGUGGUGAGGAUUGCAAAGUACAAUAAAAGAGAUGUUGCAGAUAAUGAAGAAAUUUUACCAGUUGAGAAAAUCAUUAUCCAUCAUGACUACGUACCUAAAACGUACCAAAAUGAUAUUGCCUUGAUAAAAGUGGUGCACGUGUUUUCAGAAAAGGAAUGCAUUCCACUGAGUCACGACGUCCUACCUGUCUGUGUCCCAUGGUCUGAGUAUCUAUUCAGACCCAAGAAGACUUGUGUAAUAUCUGGUUGGGGUUACGCACUAGGGGACACAGUAAGCAUCCUACGUUGGGCUGAGCUCGAUAUAUUUGGAAACUGUUCAGAGAUUUACAAAUCUGAAUUUUAUGCAGGAAUGGAAUGUGCAGGAAAAAUGGAUGGAACAGUCGAUGCAUGCAAAGGUGAUUCCGGGGGUCCAUUAGUCUGUACUGAUGAAAGAAAUGAAGCCUACGUGUGGGGUUUAGUUAGUUGGGGUGAAGAAUGUGGAAAAUAUGGACGUCCUGGUGUGUAUACAAAAGUGUCUCAUUACUUUGAGUGGAUUAGCAAUCAUGUUGGUCGAGCUCUUAUUAGUAAAUACAAUGUCUGAAUGAUCAACAUCUUCUUCAUUCGCACCAAGAAAUAAAUCUACUGCAGAAAAUGCAUAUAAUGUAACUCACAUUUUCAUUAGAAAGGUUUACAAAUUAUAACACAAUAACUUUCAAUGUUCAAAUACAACUACCACCAAUAAUCCUGUGUUAUCAGAAACCAAGUAAACAGAAAUGAUUUGGAAUCAGAGGUGGAUUUGACCUGUUGCUUUGUAAACUUCUUUCCUAUUAAUAAAGACAUGUUAAAUGACA